ACGACAUAAGGCAUCUCUAUUUAGGAAAGAGUAAAACAUGGAGACAAGAAAAGAAUAAGCCAAAGUAUGCAAAGUCGGAAUAAAAAUCCAUAUAGUUAUUCGACCAAUAUACCUAACUCUCUCAUUUCAAUAAUUUGCAACCCCAGUCUAUUUCUCGUAUCCUUGCUAAUUUUGAAUCUUCGCAAACAUUGGAGAGGUGAUCAUACUGCUCAGUGUGGAAAACUAGCCAGGGGGGGAAGAUCCACUUCCGGCCACUUCCAUAUAACACCGAGGGAAUUGUGGGUCGCACACGUUUGUUAAUUUGCAUGGAACAAAAAUAUAAUCCGAAGAUUUAAUUGGAAGAGGGAGGACAGUGGUAUGAGGUCUUCAAAAUCUCUCAGGUAGAUUCCAUUUUCAUCAAUGAUAAAAUGCUCCUAAAAGAUUUGGAAUCCCGUAGAUUUGAAUCUUUGUCAUCUUCUGCUGCUUAACUCAGCUGAAGAACAAACAAAUGAUCAAAACUGAGUAUCAUUUCAGUGUGGAAAACUAGCUAGGGGAGAUCCACUUGCGGCCACUUCCCUAUAUCACCGAGAGAGAGCCUCCCCAUUGUGGAUUGCACACGGUUGUUAAUUUGCACGGAACAAAAAUAUAAUCCGAAGAUUUAAUUGGAAGAGGGAGGACACUACUAUGAGGAGUUCAACAUCUCUCAGGCAGAUUCCAUUUUCAUCAAUGAUCAAAUGGUCCUGAAAGUUUUGGAAUCCCGUAGAUUUGAAUCUUCGGAAAGUUUUGGUCUUCCUUCAUGCCCGACUGGUUCUCUUAUGUGUCUUCACCAAAAAUAAUGAGCCUCUUCAAAUGCAAAUGCAGCAAUCUUCACAUUAGCAUCAAAUUCUCAUAGCACAAGCUGCGGAGAUUACAAUCUCUACUAUUCUACUCCUGGUUCUCAUCGACUGUUAGGUAGCAGUAGCUUUCCAAAUCUCCUACAAGACAGGCGAAGAGAGAGGUUAUAAUGGCGGAGGCUGCAGUGGGCUUUGUUAUUAACUACCUCACCCCAUUGCUGAGAGAAGAGGUAAGGUUGCUUAGAAAUGUUCACUCUGAAGUUUUGGACAUAAAAAAUGAGCUACAGAGCAUCAAAUAUUUCCUCAAGGGUGCAGACAUGAAGGCCGAAACUGAAGAUGACACUGUCAGAGAAGCUGUUAGAGCAUGGGUGAAACAGCUAACCCAAGUUUCGUUUCGUAUAGAAGAUGUGAUUGAUGAUUACAUAUUUCACUUGCCACGACAUCCUCGCCGCGGUGGCUUCAUUGCCUCCCUCUAUAAGUUUGCUGGCUGCAUCAUCACACUAAAAGUACGUCAUCGGAUUGCAUCUCAUAUACAACACAUCAAAGUAGAAGUUCGUCAAAUCAAAGAUAGAAGAGAAAGUUGUGGCAUUGAUUCCAUUGAGGAAGGAUCUACAACUACUUCAGCUGCUUCAUGGAACAACCCUCGACAACGGGCCCUUUAUCUUGAGGAAGAUGAACUUGUGGGUAUUGAAUCUCCACGGGCUAAAUUGAUUGAUUGGUUGGGAGAUAAACAAGUAACUCAACGAACUGUGAUUUCAGUGGUCGGGAUGGGGGGUUUGGGCAAGAGUACUCUUGCUAAAAAGGUCUAUGAUUCAGUCAAAAAAGAGUUUGAAUGCCAUGCUUGGGUAACAGUGUCUCAGCCAUGCCAGAAGAAGCAGCUAUUAAAGAACAGCAUCAAGAAAUUCUACGAGGAAAAGAAAGAACCUACUCCUCAGGGAAUUGAUGAAAUGGAUGAGCAGACGCUGACUACAAAAUUAAGAGAUUACUUGCUGAAGAAAAGGUAUGUUGUGAUAUUCGAUGAUGUUUGGAAAGUAGAUUUCUGGGGGGAUAUAGAAUAUGCUUUGCCUGAUGAUGAAAAUGGAAGUAGAGCAGUGAUCACAACACGAAAUAUGGACGUUGCAAACUUCUGCAAAAUUUCACCAUCUUUUCGUGUCCAUGAAUUACAGCAUUUGCGUGAUGAUAACCCUUGGAAACUUUUUUGCAAAAAGGUUUUUCAGCUUGAUUGUGGUGGACAAUGUCCACCCCAUUUAGAGCAGCUGUCUCGUAAAAUUGUUGAUAAAUGCGAAGGGCUGCCACUUGCUAUUGUAGCCAUAGCUGGUCUUCUCAAAACAAAAUACAAGACAACAGUUGAAUGGCAAAAAUUGCAUGAUAGCCUUAGUUCAGAGAUGGAUAGUAAUCUUCAUCUUACAAGCAUAGGAAAAAUCCUUUCUCUUAGUUAUUUUGAUCUACCUUACCAUCUUAAAUCUUGCUUCUUGUACUUUGGCAUGUAUCCGGAGGCCUAUUUCAUUAGAUGUUCAAGGUUAAUUCGACAAUGGAUUGCUGGAGGAUUUGUGAACCAGAAAAAGGAUAAAACAUUAGAAGAAGUUGCACUUGAGUAUUUGACAGAACUAAUACAUAGAAAUCUGGUUCAAGUGUCCUGGGUAGACUGUAAAGGAAGAAUCAGAAUUUGUCGCAUCCAUGAUCUCUUGCGUGACGUUGCUCUCAAAAAGAUGGAAUCAAGUUUUUUUUGUCAUGUUGUGGAUCGAAAUGAGUCCGCUUUGAAAGGAGAUAUAGUAACUCGACGCCUAUCAAUUGUCAACAAUUCAUGCACUAAUGUUCUUCAAGAUGCAUAUCAAGUUUCUCAAGUUCGCAUUAUUUUGAAUUUCAACAUUGAUCAGAGUCAGACACUGCUAAACUAUAUUUUUAAUCCAGGUACAUUGGCAAAGAAUUUCAAGCUUCUAAAACUUUUAGAUUUUGAAGAUGCUCCAAUAGAUUCAAUUCAUGAAGAUAUUGGGAACUUAUUUCAUUUAAGAUAUUUGAGUCUUUGAAACACCAAAGUAAGGAGGCUACCAAGGUCCAUAGGGAAAUUGGUAAAUCUUGAGACUCUGGAUCUAAAGCAAUCAUUUGUGUCUGAGAUACCUACUGAGAUCAGAAGGCUUCACAAGCUGCGACAUCUCUUAGGAUACAAUCUUGACUUUACCAUGCGUUUUUGCAUAGCUGGAACGAAAGGAAUAAAACUAAAAGAAGGAUUUGGGAGCUUAGAAUCCCUUCAAAAGUUACGUGAGUUGGAUGUACAUGAGAUGGGAGCUGAGGUAAUUGAAGAGCUGGGAAAGUUGACGCAGUUGAGGAGGUUGGGCAUCCGUAAUCUCAGAAGUGAACAUGGAAGGAUUUUGGGAGGGUGUAUUGAGAAGAUGAGCCACCUGGAAUCUUUGGAAGUAACUGCAACGAGUGAAGAUGAUAUGAUCGAUUUAGAAAGCAUGUCUUCUCCACCUCAAUUUCUCCAAUGUCUCUGCCUAAGUGGGCGUUUAAUGAAGUUGCCAGAAUGGAUCAAGGAACUUCAAAAUCUGACAGCAAUAUACUUUAUUUGGUCAAAAUUAGAAGAUGAUCCGAUUCAGAAUUUGAAAAAUCUGCGAAACCUAUUGGUACUCUGUAUUCAGCAUGAUGCAUAUGUUGGUGAUGAAUUGCAGUUUGAGAAGGGGAUGUUCCCAAAACUGAAGGCGCUCGAUCUCAGGUAUUUGAGUGGACUGGAAAGGGUGGUAAUAGACGAAGGAUCACUUGUGAAUCUUGAAAGCCUCGACAUUGGACCCAUUCCACAAAUGAAGGAGGUCCCCUCCGGUAUCCAACAUUUGAAAAACCUUCAAUAUCUUUGCUUUUAUGAUAUGUCGGAGGAGUUCGAGGAUAGUAUGCUUCCAGAAGGAGGACAACACUAUGAGAUCGUUCAACAUGUACCUAAUGUUGGCAUCACUUAUACGCGCGAUGGAGGAAAAUUUGAAACUUUCCGUUUGUUCUGAUUUUGUCAAUUGGAAGAAAUAAAUUAAGUCCUACGUACUUGUCAGGUAAAAUAAUUGAGAGCUUUCAACUCUAUAUGUACAAGUGGCCUGGCAGUACCGCUACUACCUUGCUGCUUGGUGGAUAUCGUCUCACUUCUCCAAGCUCGUUUAAUUGUUUUGCUGUGCUCAGUAAUAAUACAAUUUCCAAUAUAUAUGUCAACUCCAAGUGUUGCCCUCCCCUUGCCCUUUAAGUUUGAAGUGAUGUUUAUUGACUUAUGUUUAACCUUACUUUCAAACAAUUUGCUAUCUUUCAGUGCCUAA
Messenger RNA from Ziziphus jujuba (common jujube), 4102 nucleotides. RefSeq names its product disease resistance protein RPM1-like. Gene Ontology annotation, molecular function: ADP binding. The record is from RefSeq and is a predicted model, not a curated record. The transcript has 5 exons. Lineage: Eukaryota; Viridiplantae; Streptophyta; Magnoliopsida; Rosales; Rhamnaceae. Gene Ontology annotation, biological process: defense response to other organism. Bases 983 to 2839 code for a protein of 618 amino acids.